AUGCCUGAAGCAAAUAUCUUCAUGGAUCUGAGUGAGCCCCCUCUAUUCAUAGAUAUGACCGGCGCCACAAUCCCCUACCCAGAAAUCGUCGGCUACGGCAGUUCAUCAGUCGUCCUUCAAUCUAGCGGCAAAGCAGUCAAGACACCCCUCCGUCGUCCAGACUCCAGAGCAAGCGAAGUGGUCGAAAAUUUAGACACGAUACGCCUCGAGCAGAUGGUCUAUAUCCGUCUCCAGCCCUUGGCCAACCAAGCAGCUUGCCCAGAAGUCCUGAAAUGGAUCGAAUUCACCUUCUUCAGCACCGAGCUUGAGCUAAUGCGAGCUGGCACACUACGCAACCUCCUCGACAAAGCCCUAAUCGAACCACCCGCAUACAAAAUGAAAGCCUGGAUGCGCCAGCUAGCCCGCGGCAUGAUGUACAUCCAUUCUCGAAAUGUCUUGGUCGUCGAUGUUAAGUCAUGGAACGUUCUCCUGACAGACGAUUUGAUGGUUCAGUACUGUGACUUCGGGGGGUCGUCAUUGCUUCCGACAAACCUGAAUAUGGAUAAUGUGUGCGACUGCGGCUAUACGGUUAAGAUCGAUGUUGCGUUGCUGGGGGCUAUUUUCUAUGAGAUUGCUACUGGGAAUCGAUGCGAUGUCGACUUGUUCCUGCGGAAUAAGAGACGUUAUAUACAUAGUUUUCCUCGCUGGCCCCACCGGUGGCAUUUACCUCCUACUGUGGGGGUCUUUUUUGGGGGUGUUAUUGAGCGCUGCUGGAUGCCAAUCGAAGAGGGUGGGAUUCAGACUGCUUGGGAAUUGGAUGUUGCUCUUGAAAGGAUUGAGGCUGGGUUGGAUCCGAGCAAUGAGCCUGUCUGGGCUUGA
This is a messenger RNA of Penicillium antarcticum, 858 nucleotides long. RefSeq lists its product as uncharacterized. The transcript has a single exon. NCBI's taxonomy places the organism in Eukaryota, Fungi, Ascomycota, Eurotiomycetes, Eurotiales, Aspergillaceae. Bases 1 to 858 code for a protein of 285 amino acids. The record is from RefSeq and is a predicted model, not a curated record. Gene Ontology annotation, cellular component: cytoplasm. Gene Ontology annotation, biological process: signal transduction; protein phosphorylation. Gene Ontology annotation, molecular function: protein kinase activity; ATP binding.